CAGUUGCCCACAGAGAGCACAAGGAAAUAGAACAACAGAAAACCGAACUCAUGAAGCACUGAUAAAGCAGCGUACAGGUCAUGGCACUGUGGUGGUUAUGCUGAUGAUCUCAUGUUUGUGUUAUUGAGUCAUGAGGGAGUGGCAGCUGAAGGAGGAGUAACAUGGCAGAGCAAGAUCAGCUGGUUGUCUUCAUAUCUGAAUAUGGAUUUAAUGUCUGGGACUGAAGCCGUCUAACAGAGAGGACCUGAGCAUCUGAACAACAAACCCCUGAAGCACUCAUAACGCACACCAUCAGGCUCUGAGAAAAAGCUCUUCCCUGCUACUCCUGCAAAGCUGAACCAGCAGCUGUAGCAGCAGAGGAGUGGAGGACUGACUCCAGAUCAGCUUGGUGACUCAUGCUGUGCUGAGGUCAGUGCUGUGUGUCUGUGGGAGUGUAUCUGGUAGCAGCAGAGGAGAGGAGGGCUGACUCCAGAUCAGCAUGGUGACUUAUACUGUACUGAGGUCAGUGCUGUGUGUCUGAGUCUAAAAAUCCACUUUUGUGAAUGUAAAAGUGUUUUUUUAUUGAUAUAAAGGAUAUUGAUAUUGCAAAACCGGUUUACGCCACAGAAGACAAGCAAAGUGGGUAAACACAAGCCGUUUUCAGAAAGACCUGUAUUUCCAUAAUGUUCACAGACUUUUUACGGUAGGGUUUUGUUGUUGUUGUUGUGCUGUCUGAAUUCAUAUGUCCGCAUAUCUAUCUACAGAACUUUUCUUGUUGUUGACCUAGUCAUUUGGCCGUAAUGUUGCCACAGCUGCUAUGUGAAUGCAAUCGCAGAAAUAUUCCACACUUGUCAGUGAUGAUGGAGGGAAGUAUUCUGUGUAUUUAAAGCGCCCUAAUGUCACUGAACAGUUCCAUCUCUCUAACAUGCUGCAGGAUGGAGGGCACCAGCUCUAACAGGAGACCUCCCUCCCCUACACCCACCUGUGUGUCCAUGAAGAGUGAUGAGUCCAUGGAUCCACCCAUCAAGUUUAAAGGAGGAGACUCUUCAACUGGACAAUCAGAGACACAGAGAGCCCCAUCUCCAGUGCCCAGCUGUGUGUCUAUGAGAAGUGAUGGAUCCAUGAUGGAACCUCCUAGACUCAGCAGUGGACCAACGCAGUCUAAUCCACAAUACCAAUUUGAUCUAGUUAAUAUGCAGCAGAUCCACAAAUCUCACCUCCAGAAGAAGUUUCAGUCUCUGAUUGAGGGAAUCCCACAGCAGGGAGACACCAGACUCCUCCAUGAGAUCUACACAGACCUCUACAUCACAGAGGGGGGAAGAGGAAAGGUCAAUGAUGAACAUGAGGUCAGACAGAUAGAGAGGGCAUCCUGGAGAGAAGCAGCACAAGGCAGACCAAUCAAAUGCAGUGACAUCUUUAAACUCUUACCGGAAGAGGAAAGACACAGAAAAGAACGCUUCUUGGAAGAGGAAAGACACAGAAAAGAUGAGGCAGAAAAGAAUGGCAGAAUCUUUAACCCCAAACAAUACAAACCCAUCAGAACAGUGCUGACAAAGGGAGUGGCUGGCAUUGGAAAAACCGUCUCUGUGCAGAAGUUCAUUCUAGACUGGGUUGAAGGACAAGCCAAAGAGGAUGUCCACUUCAUAUUUCCUCUUCCUUUCCGGGAGCUGAACCUGAUGAAGGAGAAGAAACUCAGUCUGAUGGAUCUUAUUCAGCACUUCUUCCCUGAAAUCAAAGAUCCAAGAGUCUUCACCAGUUCAGCACACAGAGUCAUGUUCAUCUUUGAUGGUCUGGAUGAGUGUCGACUUCCUCUAGAUUUCCGCUCCAUCCCGACCUGUUGUGAUGUGACAAAGCCAGCCUCAGUGGACGUGCUGCUGACAAACCUCAUCAAGGGGGGUCUGCUUCCUUCGGCUCUCCUCUGGAUCACCACCCGACCAGCAGCAGCCAAUCAGAUGCCUCAUGAGAGUGUGUACCAGGUGACAGAAAUAAGGGGAUUUAACGACCCACAGAAAGAGGAGUACUUCAGGAAGAGAAUCAGUGAUGAGAACCUGGCCAGCAGAACCAUCACACACCUGAAGUCAUCUAGGAGCCUCUACAUCAUGUGCCACAUUCCAGUCUUCUGCUGGAUUUCAGCCACUGUUGUAGAGAGGACAUCAAAAGAAUCAGAGAGUGUUGAAAUGCCAAGGACUCUGACUCAAAUGUACACACACUUCCUGAUCAUCCAGACAAGCAUUAAAAAUGUCAAGCACACAGAGAGAAAAGAGACAGAUGAAGAGGUGAUUUUCAAACUCGGGAAACUGGCUUUCCAACAGCUGGAGAAAGGCAAUCUGAUAUUCUAUGAGGAAGACUUGAGUGAGUGUGGCAUUGAUGUCACAGAAGCAUCAGUGUACUCAGGAGUGUGUACUCAGAUCUUCAGAGAGGAGGCUGGGCUGUACCAGGGGAAGGUGUUCAGCUUUGUGCAUCUGAGCAUCCAGGAGUUUCUUGCAGCUCUGUAUGUGUUCCUCUGCUUCAGCAACAGAGAGAGAAACAUGCCUGACCAACAGCAAACCUCUCAACUCUCUGCUUUGUUAGGCGCUGCAACACUUCAUGACCUACACAAGACUGCAGUGGACCUGGCCUUACAGAGUAAGAAUGGACAUCUGGACCUUUUCCUCCGCUUCCUUCUGGGCCUCUCGCUGACGUCCAAUCAGAAUCUCUUAAAGCAUCUUCACCCACAGAGCAGUAGCCAAUCAGAUAAGUCAGAGCAGACAGUCCAGUAUGUCAAACAGAAGAUCAGAGAUCAGAGUAGCUCAAACAGAAGGAUCAACCUGUUCUACUGUCUGAAUGAGCUGAAUCACCAUGCUGUAGUGGAGGUUACUGACAGGAGCUCAGGAACUCUGUAUGUAGACAUGCUGUUACCCGGAGAGUGGAAGACUAAGAGAUUUGUGUUUAAGAUGUCAGAGGAGCAGCUGGCUGAGUUUGACCUGCAGAAGUACAUAAAGACUCCAGAGAAAGAUCAGACUGAACUCCUCAGUCCAGAUGAAGUUCUUCAGAGGCUGGUGCCAGUUGUUACAUCAGCUUUGUUGAGUUACUGUGAUCUGACAAAGAGGAGCUGUUCCUAUCUGGCCUCUGCCCUGACCACACACUCCUCAAGUCUCAGACUGCUGAACCUGAGUAGGAAUAAGCUGCUGGACUCAGGAGUGGAACUUUUAUGUUCUGCACUUUGUCAUCAAAACGGCAAAGUUUUGGAACUGAAGCUGGAGGAGUGUAUUCUGACGGAGAAGAGCUGUUCCUAUCUGGCCUCUGCCCUGACCGCACACUCCUCAAGUCUCAGACUGCUGAACCUGAGUGAGAAUAAGCUGCUGGACUCAGGAGUGGAACUUUUAUGUUCUGCUCUUUGUCAUCAGAACUGCAAACUGAAGGAACUAAACCUAUAUAAAUGUAAUCUGACUGAGAAGAGCUGCUCCUAUCUGGCCUCUGCUCUGACCACACACUCCUCAAGUCUCAGACAGCUGAACCUGGGUUACAAUAAGCUGCUGGACUCAGGAGUGGAACUUUUAUGUUCUGCACUUUGUCAUCAAAACUGCAAACUGGAGGAACUAAGGCUAUGGGAGUGUGAUCUGACUGAGAAGAGCUGUUCCUAUCUGGCCUCUGCCCUGACCGCACACUCCUCAAGUCUCAGACUGCUGGACCUGGGUUACAAUGAGCUGCUGGACUCAGGAGUGGAACUUUUAUGUUCUGCACUUUGUCAUCAAAACUGCAAACUGGAGAGACUACAGCUGAAUAGCUGUAAUCUGACUGAGAAGAGCUGUUCCUAUCUGGCCUCUGCCCUGACCACACACUCCUCAAGUCUCAGACUGCUGGACCUGUGGGACAAUGAGCUGCUGGACUCAGGAGUGGAACUUUUAUGUUCUGCACUUUGUCAUCCAAACUGCAAACUGGAGGAACUAAAGCUGAAAAGGUGUAAUCUGACUGAGAAAAGCUGUUCCUAUCUGGCCUCUGCCCUGACCGCACACUCCUCAAGUCUCAGACUGCUGGACCUGAGUGAGAAUAAGCUGCUGGACUCAGGAGUGGAACUUUUAUGUUCUGCACUUUGUCAUCAAAGCUGCAAACUGGAGGAACUAAUACUAUUCGACUGUUGGUUGACUGAUAAGGGCUGUUCCUAUCUGGCCUCUGCUGUGUCCACACACUCCUCAAGUCUCAGAGUGCUGCACCUGAGUCCCAAUAAGCGGAUUAGUGCAUCAGCUGUAGAGCAGCUCUCUGCUCUAGUGGAGGACCCACACUGUAAACUGGAGAAAAUAGAGUGGGGGCAAGAUAGAGGUUAUGAAUGGGAGGAUUUGGAUUAUUCAGAGGAGGACGAUGAUGAUGAUGAUGAUGAAAAGCGCCAUGAGACAUGUGUAAUGAAUUGGCGCUCUAUAAGCGACAUUAAAUUGAAAAUUGAAAAUUGAAAAUGACGAGGAUGAGGAGGAAGAUGACUGAGGAGCUCAUUAACUGAGCUUUUAUACACACACACACACACACACACACACACACACACACACACACACACACACAGACACACACACACACACACACACACACACACACACAACCCCCCCCCCCCCCCACACACACACACACACACACACACACACAACCCCACACACACACACACACACACACACACACACACACACACACACACACACACACACACACACACACACACACACACACACACACACACACACACACACACACACACACACACACACACACACACACACACACACACACACACACACACACACACAGUCAGACCAGCAUCUCUUGUGUAGAAUGUCUUGGUGUACAUGAGCAGCAGCACACAGGCCACACAGAUUGUAAAAUACAUAUUUAGUAGAAUUUGUACAUUGAACCAUAUUGAUGCUGUUGUUGAAAUUGCAUUCUCUCUCUCUGUGUGUUUUUACAUUAAAAUUAUAUUUAAUUCAGUGAAUAAAUGUUCUUGUAAAUUGUUGCUUUUGAAGACCAUGAACAUUCUUUGAAUAUAUAAGGUAGUACUUCAUUUUAGCAUAUUAGUGCAAACAUGAUCAUUAAUAGUCAAAAGCUAAUAGUUUAAAUAUUUCACUCCAUAAAUGUUAUUAUUUAUCAUUUGAAUCCCACCAUUGCAUAUGAUCUCUAAAUGUGAUUAGCCACGUGUGUGAUAGCAUCAGCAGCUGCUCUAAAUGUGAUUGGCCACGUGUGUGAUAGCAUCAGCAGCUGCUCUAAAUGUGAUUGGCCACAUGUGUGAUAGCAUCAGCAGCUGCUCUAAAUGUGAUUGGCCACAUGUGUGAUAGCAUCAGCAGCUGCUCUAAAUGUUAUUGGCCACGUGUGUGAUAGCAUCAGCAGCUGCUCUAAAUGUGAUUGGCCACAUGUGUGAUAGCAUCAGCAGCUGCUCUAAAUGUGAUUGGCCACGUAUGUGAUAGCAUCAGCAGCUGGUCCCACUGUACAAUUCAAAUGAGUCAGUCUGAGCCCACAGUGCAGUGUUAUGGUGCCAUCUAGUGGUCAACAGGAGAAUACACCCUGAGAGGAGACUAGCAGCAGUUCCACUGAAGGCCUGUUUGUAUGAGAGGUGAAUGUAAUGACAUUAAAGUCUCUCUUCCU
Messenger RNA from Sardina pilchardus (European sardine), 5580 nucleotides. Its product is annotated as NACHT, LRR and PYD domains-containing protein 12-like. The record is from RefSeq and is a predicted model, not a curated record. Lineage: Eukaryota; Metazoa; Chordata; Actinopteri; Clupeiformes; Clupeidae. Gene Ontology annotation, molecular function: protein binding. Gene Ontology annotation, biological process: intracellular signal transduction. The transcript has 15 exons. Bases 876 to 4406 code for a protein of 1176 amino acids.